This is a messenger RNA of Myzus persicae (green peach aphid), 1753 nucleotides long. RefSeq lists its product as uncharacterized. NCBI's taxonomy places the organism in Eukaryota, Metazoa, Arthropoda, Insecta, Hemiptera, Aphididae. The coding region runs from base 1203 to 1649 and encodes 148 amino acids. The transcript has 3 exons. The record is from RefSeq and is a predicted model, not a curated record.
CUGUAUCAUUAUUUUCGUAUUAUAAUAUAAUGGUUAGAAUAUAUAAUAAGAAUAAAACUAAAAAAAUAUUAAAAGGCAGCUACAGUAAAAGCUGGAUGGUUUUAUUAAACAACGAUCAAAUCUUAAUCUAGAAAUUGGUAGUCAAUUUUUUUACAGCUGAAAUAAUAUGAUUUUUAAAAUAUAAAAAUAAUCGUUCAAUGUGAAUAUGUAUGAGAGUUACAUUUUAUACUUAAAGUUAUUAAAUCAUUUCGUCAGGAUGAGCUCAUCAGCAUAUUUCCAAGUCGAUGAAGACACGAAGUUCGGACAAUCACAAGCACUGCCCCAGAUCCAAUAAUAAAAAUUCUGUCUUAAACUCAAUUCAAAUGGAUAACGGUAGACAUUUAAUUAGCAUCAACAGUGACUAUCAAAGUUGUGUAACGCCAUUUGAUAUUGUUUUAAAUGAUUUGGAGUAUGAAAAUAUGUAUGAUCCGUUGCGUGAACAAUCUCAUCAGCCAUACAAUGCUACACAUACGACUAGAAUUAAUAUUUCCACUCGAGCCACAAUUGUACCGUUUAGUUCUGGUUUGAGUGACGAGGAGCUUAAUACGUAAUAUAGUGUAACCUCAUCUUCAAGACCUCUUAUGGAUGACCCACUGCCUCCGCAUGACGAGUACAUGGCAAGACCACGUCCAAACACCUCAUAUCAUUAAUUUAUCAGUAACUUAGGAAGACAUUAAAUUUAUAUUCAUUUACACCGAUGAUAUAAUAAGAACUGAACAAGAUUUGUAAAUUAUACAACAUUAUCUGAAUCCUAAGUUGUAUGCACUGAGAUUUUGAAAUUGUUUGUUUGGAAAAGAACACAUAUUACACAAUAAUACUAAAUAAUACUUUUUUUUUUUUUUUGGUUUGCAUAAAAAUCUAUAAACGCCUAUUAGACUCAUCAAUAGCAGUAGUGAUAUUGCUGUCAAUUAUUGUUUUUAUGCGCAGUGUUUCACAGAGAAGCAUAUUGUGUAUUACUGACAUUUAUUUAUAAUUACAAACAACUUUAAAAUUAAUUAUUGUGAACCAUCUAAGUAUUAGAUUUGUAAAUGAAAGAAAAGCUUACAAGAGUUAAAAUAGGUAUUCAAACCCAUAAUUUAUGUUUUGUUUUUCAAUUAGGUAGGUAACCAGAAGACAAUUACCAAAGUCGAUGGGUAGAAAAAUAUACAAGUGAACUGAUUGAAAUGGAUAGUACACUAAUCCAAGCAUGUAUAUUUUUUAUGUUUAUGUAUUAUAUCCUAAUAUUAAUUGUAUAUUGGUGCUGCAGUCAAAUAUUCUGUAGAAGAGAACCUGUGAUAUCGGAUGCGAUUCAAUUGGAUAACGUUAGACAUUUAACUAGAAUCAACAGCGACCUACAACGUUGUUUAGUUCCAAUAAAUGUUUUAAAUAGUAUGGGGUAUGAAAAUAUUACGAAUAAUCCGUUGCUUGAGCAAACGUAUCAACAAUCUAAUGCCGCACACAAUUUUAGAACAAACAUUCCAACUGCACGAUCCACGAUUGUGCCAUUGAGUUCUGAAUUAAAUUAUUUGGAGCUCGAUGCAUCUGAUGUAACCUCACCUUCAAGACCUCUCAUGGAUGACCCACCGCCUUCAUACGACGAAUGCACGAAGAAUUCGUCCACAUAUUAUUAAUUUACCAGCAAAUUAAGAAGACAUUAAUUUGUAUCCACCUAUUAUACCGAUGAUAUAAUAAGAAAUAAACAACAUUAUUAAAACCUGAUAUUUUACGUUUUGAA